This is a messenger RNA of Mesitornis unicolor (brown roatelo), 1695 nucleotides long. It is a transcript of the gene SLC16A9, whose product is annotated as solute carrier family 16, member 9. Bases 1 to 1524 code for a protein of 507 amino acids. Gene Ontology annotation, molecular function: monocarboxylic acid transmembrane transporter activity. The record is from RefSeq and is a predicted model, not a curated record. The transcript has 5 exons. NCBI's taxonomy places the organism in Eukaryota, Metazoa, Chordata, Aves, Mesitornithiformes, Mesitornithidae. Gene Ontology annotation, biological process: monocarboxylic acid transport; transmembrane transport.
AUGGUGUUUCGGAAACCACCAGACGGCGGCUGGGGCUGGGUGAUUGUUGUCGUUUCCUUCUUUACCCAGUUCCUGUGUUACGGCUCACCGCUGGCGGUGGGAGUCUUGUACGUAGAAUGGCUGGAUGCUUUUGGAGAAGGGAAAGGCAAGACUGCUUGGGUUGGAUCACUAGCAAAUGGAAUUGGAUUGCUUGCCAGCCCUGUCUGCAGUAUAUGCGUAUCAUCUUUUGGAGCAAGACCAGUAGCAAUCUUCAGUGGCUUUAUGGUGGCUGGCGGCCUCAUGAUGAGCAGUUUUGCACCUAACAUAUACUUUCUAUAUAUUUCUUAUGGGAUUGUUGUUGGGCUUGGAUGUGGCCUUUUGUAUACUGCAACAGUCACCAUCACUUGCCAAUAUUUUGACAAACGCAGAGGCCUUGCACUUGGUCUGAUUUCAACAGGCUCAAGCGUUGGACUCUUUAUAUAUGCAGCAUUGCAAAGAGAACUUAUUGAUCUAUAUGGACUGGAUGGUUGUCUACUAAUAGUUGGUGCACUGUCUCUAAAUAUAUUAGCAUGUGGCAGUCUAAUGAGACCAUUGGAGUCAUCUGAUUCCACUCCGCCAGAGAAAACACGUGUAGACAAAGUCCCGGAUCAGUAUUCUGUUUACCAUGAGAAAGAAAAGACUGUUGAAGAAAAUAUAAGCAUCCUUGAAAAGGGCUACAUUGAUGAAAAAUGUGCAAACAACAUGCCUGAUUACAAACAAGAUAGCAUUUUAAAUAAGAAUGUAUUAAGCUCCAUAAAUGUAAAUGAGAAAGACACUUACAAAAAGAAAGUUGUAGAACAGACAAACUUCUGCAAGCAACUCGCCAAAAGGAAGUGGCAGCUCUACUUGAACUACUGGGAGGAAACCGUGGUUCUUUUUAAGAACAAAGUAUUUUCAGCUCUCUUUGUUGCCAUCUUGCUCUUUGAUAUUGGUGGAUUUCCUCCUUCUCUGCUGAUGGAAGAUGUAGCAAGAAGUGCAAACAUUAAUGAAGAUGACUAUCGUAUGCCCCUUAUUUCCAUUAUAGGCAUUAUGACUGCUAUUGGCAAACUUACUUUAGGAAUAUUGGCAGAUUUCAAGUGGGUUAACACUUUAUAUCUCUAUGUAACUACCUUACUAAUGACAGGAGCGGCCUUGUUUGCAAUUCCGUUUGCCAAAAGUUACCUUACGUUAGCGAUGCUUUCUGCCAUUUUGGGUUUUCUGACUGGGAACUGGUCCAUUUUUCCCUAUGUGACAACAAAGACUGUGGGAAUUGAGAAACUGACUCACGCGUAUGGGAUAUUGAUGUUCUUUGCUGGACUUGGAAAUAGCCUCGGGCCGCCAAUUGUAGGUUGGUUUUAUGACUGGACGCAGGAGUAUGACACUGCAUUCUAUUUCAGUGGCUUUUGUGUCUUGCUGGGUGGAUUUCUUCUGCUGUUGGCAGCGCUACCCUGCUGGAACGCCUGUACCAAUCAGAGCUCAAAGCUGCCUCCAAAUGCUUACUCCUACAAAGUUGCAUCUAGUGCUUAGGUGACAACUGGAAAACACUUUGUGCUUUUUUAUAUUAUGUAGCAAAGUAUUUUAGUAAUUUUUUUCAUAUUUAUGAAGCCCAAAAAUCCUCUUCCACUACACAAAUUCCAUUGUUGCUUGUUUUUCUGUUCAUUUUUCUUCUUUUAUUUCUUUUUUUAAAUUUUAUUUUUA